Molecule: messenger RNA, 1347 nt
Organism: Heterobasidion irregulare TC 32-1
Lineage: Eukaryota; Fungi; Basidiomycota; Agaricomycetes; Russulales; Bondarzewiaceae
Exons: 4
Coding region: 216-1187 (323 amino acids)
Biological process (GO): protein modification process
Cellular component (GO): cytoplasm
Molecular function (GO): biotin--[biotin carboxyl-carrier protein] ligase activity
Source: RefSeq, a predicted model, not a curated record
CCCAUGUCCUCCCUCAACUGCUUAUUGCACAUCCGCAGAAUCGCACCAUACUCCCCGCAAUCCUUUCCGCACUUGAUGUGCCCGCGUAUCCUGCCCUAGGCGGUGUGGCGCACGUGAUCAAAGACGCGGUGGACACUUUCCACUUUGAGGCAUUCGCACCCGACGUACUUGAGCAGGCGCGAACGCAUGAAGACGGUGAGCAGGUGAGGCGCAUUAUGGUGCUCGCGCCGGGAGAAUUGCCCUCAAAUAAAAUAACCCCGCUAUUUGAUGUGCGCGGGUAUUUCGAUGCAUUACGGGAAGCGAGAAAGCACGAGGAACCGCCGACUUCGGAAAAAGCCAGGGAUGAGGAAGGAUGGGGCCUGGGAGAGGCCCUGCUCUAUGGCGAAGUGAUUACCAGCACGCAAACAAUGCUAGACAAAAAUCCACAUCUUCUCAACAUCCUCCCCUCCCCGCUCCUCUCUCUCGCAACCCACCAGCUCGCCGGCCGUGGACGCGGUGCGAAUACGUGGCUCUCACCCCUUGGCUGUCUCCAAUUCUCUCUACUCCUGCACGUCCCGCUCUCUGCGCUCCCCGCGGCGCGCCUCGUAUUUGUGCAGUACCUUUUCGCACUCGCCGUCGUGCGGGCAUGUCGUGAUCCCCGUGGGCUUGGUGGGGAUCGUGGCGCAGGCGUACGGCUGAAAUGGCCAAAUGACAUCUACAUAGAGAUGAGAGGCGGGGAGCGGAAGAAGGUCGGCGGGAUCCUCGUGCACACAAGCUUCUCAGGGGGAAAGGUCGACCUCAUCGUCGGGUGCGGCUUGAACGUGGCGACACCCGCACCGCUCGCGUCGCUUGCAUUCCUCGCGACACCCGGGGGCGCACCAUCGCCAGAAAUGAUGCUUGCGUUGAUCAUGACCAAGUUCGAAAGCAUGUGGGAGGAAUUCAUUCGCGCGCGCGGGAGCUGGGCACAGUUCGCGGACGCGUACCUGGACGCGUGGAUGCACUCAGACCAGCUUGUGACGCUUACGACGGUCACCCCGCCGCGCGCGGUGCGCAUCGUGGGCAUCACGCCCGACUAUGGGCUGCUCAGAACUCUUCCGGAGCGCGGGGCGUGGAGCGUCGGUGGCAGCGCAGACACGGGGUUUAUCGACCUGCAGCCAGAUGGGAACAGCUUUGAUUUGAUGGCGGGACUGAUCAAGGCCAAAACGUGAACGAAGAGCUGAAAAUCUGUACAACGCAAAAAGGUUAAAUGCACGAGGUGUGGAAGAGGUCAAGAUCGCACUCAACUGUGUAAUAGUAUUCAUAUUGGCGCUCAUACGUGUACCUUGGAUGACCUGACAGCAAGUUCGUUGAUGCGCUGCUGACGCUGUU